Molecule: messenger RNA, 1673 nt
Organism: Sorex fumeus (smoky shrew)
Lineage: Eukaryota; Metazoa; Chordata; Mammalia; Eulipotyphla; Soricidae
Gene: TSLIG2
Product: chromosome unknown C2orf49 homolog
Exons: 4
Coding region: 30-710 (226 amino acids)
Biological process (GO): embryonic morphogenesis
Cellular component (GO): tRNA-splicing ligase complex
Source: RefSeq, a predicted model, not a curated record
UAGCCGGCCCGGGUCUCCUGGAGACGACGAUGGCGGGGUAUGUGGGCGGUCGCAGUUGCACGGACUCGGAGCUCCUGCUGCACCCUGAGCUGCUGUCUCAGGAGUUCCUACUCCUCACUCUCGAGCAGAAGAACAUAGCGGUUGAAAAUAACAGAAGCAUAAACAAGGACGAGCUUACUGAUCUUUAUGUUCAGCAUGCAAUACCAUUGCCUCGGAGAGAUUUGCCAAAGAACCGAUGGGGGAAGAUGAUGGAAAAGAAAAGAGAACAGCAGGGGAUAAAAAAUGAGGAUAAAAGGAGUGGCUCUGUGGACGGAUUAAGGAAAAGACCCCUGAUUGUAUUUGAUGGAAGUUCGACCAGUACAAGUAUAAAAGUGAAAAAGACUGAGAACGGAGAUAAUGACCGACUCAAACCCCCGCCUCAGGCAGGCUUUACCAAUCAUGCCUUUCAGAAAUUUGCAAAUUCCUCCUCCUUGAUUUUGUCUUCCAAUUUGCCUAUGAACAAUAAGAUGGAACACGAUAAUGACAGUAAACAGAAUCAUGACUUAACACACAGGAAAAGUCCUUCAGGACCUCUGAAGUCACCACCUUUGUCCCCAGUUGGAACGACUCCGGUGAAGUUGAAACGAGUGGCCCCUAAGGAAGAAGCUGAGGUGAACAACCUGAAGCCCCCUGAGGCAAAGAAGAAGAUACAGCAUGUUACGUGGCCAUGAAAGAAAGUUUCUAGAAGUGAAAAAAUAAUUUUAACUGUUGUUUUUAAAGACAAAUUCACAUAUCUGACAGUAUUUACAAACAUCCUGAUUUUUGUGGGAAAUUGUUAAGUUUAUAAUUAGGUUCGAAAAUCAUUUUCCUUUCCUUGUCCCUUUCUUUAAAAAACAGCCCUCUGGCUUUUUCUGCCCCGGUGAAGAGUUUCGUUCGUGAACACAUGACUCCAAGUGUGUGUAAAGCAUCCAGUGGAUUUUAGGGAUUCUCUUUAGUCUGCUCCAGUCAUUGGGGAAAUUGGAGAUUUGCUUUUAUUUGAGUAGUUGACAAUUUUUACCUUUCCUAAACAUUAUCAAACAGUUGUUCAUCACAAUAUUUUAGUAAGUGCGGCCACUGAUCCUAAAGGUCCACCAAGAAAAAUGUAUUUGUAUUGCAAGCAGAAAAAAAGAUGCAAACCACACAGACAAAAUUGCUGUUCUUUAAGUGCUUACAUUGCUUCCCAUAAAAAUCAAAAGGGAAGUCAAGUGUUUACUCUCACUCCUCCAAAUUCCUAACAGAAUUGGAGGUCUUUUGGAGCUGACUGGUCAGUUUUGUAUGUAGUCCACCAUGUAUUCCAUGUAAUAGCCCAUCAGUGGUCUGUGUUCACAUUCUGUGAUCCUGGGGUACCCUUCCCAGGAACUGGAACUUUCCAAAAUGAAGCUGGCUUUCAAAUUGUCAGGUAAGAUAAUCAUGGCAGAGGUCAUAAAAAGUGGUGGCCGAAAAUUGAGGAAAGGAAGAGGAGGUCAGAAUUCUAGAACAUUCAGUUCAGGAAGUAAAUGUUCAGUAGGAAAACUCUGUGAUCUGGUAUGUGUGAGCUGAGGAGCUGCUGGGCUCUUGUCACCAGAGUUGAGGACAGAAAUGCAGGGCCAGCUGGAGGAGCGCCUGCCAGUGGCUGAGGAGAGUUUUGGGCAUGCUGUCACACGCUGCAUCUACUA